Aspergillus neoniger CBS 115656 is the source of this 805-nucleotide messenger RNA. Its product is annotated as DUF4396 domain-containing protein. NCBI's taxonomy places the organism in Eukaryota, Fungi, Ascomycota, Eurotiomycetes, Eurotiales, Aspergillaceae. The transcript is spliced from 2 exons. The record is from RefSeq and is a predicted model, not a curated record. Bases 56 to 721 code for a protein of 221 amino acids.
GACAAGUACUAACCCUACCACAGACACUUCCCUAGUAUUGAAUAGUAUUUCACCCAUGACUCCCAAGAUGUUACUCUAUAGAACAAGUCCAAUCCUCCACAAAACUCCCCACACUCGCCGCCUCUUUUCCAUCCUCUCCCCAGCACAAGCCUGUCGAUCCACUAACACCCAGACCCCAAGCUGUCCCAAAUCAUCAUCCCCAACAACAACCGGAAACCCUUCCCCAUCAUGUUCAACUGCCACAGAACUACCACAAUUCCAAAACCCUCUGAUAUUCAACUUCUGGACAAGCAAACCCGCCUGGAAGCGCGCCAGCAUCAACACCCUCCGCUGCCUCGUUGGCUGCACGCUGGGUGAUUUCUCCGCCCUAUGGAUUCUCCAAACCUACUAUCCCCAUCUAGGCAUGGGUCUUAUCAUGGGUGCCUCGAUGGCCUCCGGAAUCACCACAUCCAUCAUCCUCGAGACCAUCCUCCUCCGCCGGGGCGCUGACCAACUCUCCUGGCCUGCGGCUGCCCGCACCGCCAUGGGAAUGAGCAUGGUGUCGAUGUUGGCCAUGGAGACGGCGGAGAAUCUGGUCGAUUAUCAUCUCACGGGUGGGAUGGUGAAUAUGGCUGACCCAAUGUUCUGGACUGCUGCGGCUACGUCUAUCGCGGCGGGUUAUUUGGCGCCGUUGCCGUAUAAUUAUUUGAGGUUGAGGAAGUAUGGGAGGGCUUGUCAUUGAUGAACUUGAUUAGGAUUCAUGUGUAGUCCAUAGUAUGUAGUUAUAUCCUCUGCUCUGUAUGUAUAUCGUUUGCUACGGAUCGGC